Centropristis striata (black sea bass) is the source of this 2072-nucleotide messenger RNA. RefSeq names its product zinc finger, CCCH-type with G patch domain (gene zgpat). Gene Ontology annotation, molecular function: DNA-binding transcription factor activity, RNA polymerase II-specific; metal ion binding; RNA polymerase II cis-regulatory region sequence-specific DNA binding. The transcript has 7 exons. The coding region runs from base 186 to 1769 and encodes 527 amino acids. The record is from RefSeq and is a predicted model, not a curated record. Gene Ontology annotation, cellular component: nucleus. NCBI's taxonomy places the organism in Eukaryota, Metazoa, Chordata, Actinopteri, Perciformes, Serranidae. Gene Ontology annotation, biological process: negative regulation of DNA-templated transcription; regulation of transcription by RNA polymerase II.
UCGACCGGUUUGUGUUGUUACUGGUUGUUCCACUGCAUGAAUGUAGCUACUUCAAUUACUCAAUAUCUUGGCUUAGUUCGUAUUUUCAUGGCUGUCACGUUUUCCAUCGAUGCAGUGGAUACCAUACAGUUGGCCUAAUCACAAAGGUGUCCUUAUGCAGUCCUUGCCCUUUGCCAAGUGUCAGCAUGGAUGAAGAAACUCUUGAGGCAGCCAUCAGCACCUAUGGAGCCCAGUUGCAGCAGGUGGAGACAGCCCUGGCAGCUGGUCUGGACCCAUCCCAGCAGUCAGACCUGCUUAAACUGAAAGAAGACCUUUGUCAGCUGAUAGAGCUCACAGAGUCCAGCCUGGUGUCUGUCAAAAAGAGUCGGCUCCUGGCCAGCCUCGAGGACAGCAAUGGGUUGCAGGCGAACACCCCAGAGGCUGCAGCUGCUGACACAAACGGAGGAGGUUUGGACAAUGAGUUUGCUGCUUUCUACUCUGAACUUGGGGAGUCUUCAGGUAGCAGCUCUGAGACUAGAGAGCGGGAAAAUGAGGAGGGAGGUGGGGAGGAAUAUGGUGAAGAAGAGGAGGAGGAGGAAGAGGAAGAAGAUGCACUGAGUGGCACCAAAGUAAGAGCACCCUACCGGACAACAUGGGGGACACUGGAGUAUCACAAUGCCAUGGUGGUGGGGGGAGAACCAUCAGACGGAGACGAGGCACAAGUAAGAGUGCUGUACAUCUACCCAACUCAGAAGUCUAUGAAACCCUGUCCAUUCUACCUGGAGGACAAAUGUCGCUUCCUGGAUAAUUGCAGGUUUUCCCACGGUGAAGUGGUGUACGUGUCAGAGCUGAGAGAGUUCCUCGAGAGUGACCUUAGUAAUCUUGAAGAAGGCUCAUCCUGCUUGGUUCGACACGAAGACGGCAUCUGGUACCCGGCCAAAAUCAAAGAAAUUGACAGUGGUUUCUACACUGUGAAGUUUGACUCAGUGCUGAUGAAAGAUGCUGUGGUCGAGGCCGACUGCAUCAUCCCGCCUCUCAGAGAGGACGACCCGCUCUCCUCUGACUCUGACCUGGACGACUCUGGGGAUGGAGAUGAUGUGGCUUAUGCAAAAGUUAUGGACUCUGCUGUAGAAUCCACAGAAACGUCUAACAGGGAGAAUUUUGGUGGCUGGGAGGCUCAUACCAGAGGCAUAGGGUCCAAGCUCAUGCUCAAAAUGGGCUAUGAAUAUGGGAAAGGCUUAGGAAAGCUACAGGAGGGUCGAAUAGAGCCGGUCCUGGCAGUGGUGCUCCCCAAAGGGAAGUCUCUGGACGAGUGUGCCGAGCUCACCCAGAGACGCACCCACAGCAAAGCUGCUAAAGACGGCUCACAACCACGGCGCCCGAAGAGACGCAGGAAGCCUCGGGCUGCCACUGGAGGGCGCCACAACGUCUUUGACUUUCUCAACCACAAGCUGGGAGGAAAGAGCAGCGAUCCUGCUGAGGGGGGAGCUGCUGCUGCGUCUUCUGCAGCGACGGGGGUGGAGGCUUACAGGGGAGGCAAAAGCACCAAGAGGACUCUAAAUGUGAAGCUGUUCCAGGCUGCUGAGAGGGUCUCCCAGACUGAGAAGGAGAUCCAGAAACUGACUGAGUCACUAAGCCGACAGACAGGCAGGGACGCCUCCAUAGUGAAGCAGCUGGAAGAGAAGCUGUCAGCGGCCCGACGGCUGCUGGGCCAGCAGAAAGCCCAGGAGCUGUCCAUCCAGAGAGAGCACAGGAAGGCUGACACACACAAGAAGAUGACUGAGUUUUAAGCUUAGUUCUCUCAAAGACUUGAAUGAUGAAGGGAAGCACUGCCUGCCUGAAUGAACUUUUGUCCUGUGCCUGUUGUCAGUUAUUUGCUACACUGUUUUUUUUAAGGCAUUCUUUUUGCAUUUCUUACUGGCGUCAUGGAUUGGAGCUGGCGGUGGUGCUCAUUUAAUGCAGAAUUUGCUGCAGAGUUUCUGCUUCUCAUUUUAUUUCCAAGGACUGAACAGUUUAUUUUGUUUGAAUGGUUGUUUGGUUUCAAAUUAUACAAUUCACAAUAAUGUCACAAACUAAAUUUUAUUUGUGAUUAU